AUGGACCGCUUUUACAGCGACAAAGACUCAGUCAUCGAAGCCCUCCCGCCGCGGCGUCCAGAGCCUCCGCCACUAGUACACACAUUGUACGAAGAACUCACUGGAACUUGGCAAUAUGUCGUCGCCGAUCCCGUCUCGCGGCACAGCGUCAUCAUAGACCCUCACCUCGACUCCACCGCUUCCACCGCCAGCACCGAGAUCUCCACCAUCGCUGCCGACCGUGUUCUCAAUGUCGUUCACCAGAAUCGAUACAUAGUCGAUCGCAUCAUCCACACGCAUGAGCCACGCGACCAUCCUUCCUCAGCUUGGUAUAUCCGCACCCAGAUUCUGCAAACCACUGGCCAGGCGCCGCAGGUCAGCAUUGGGAAGAAGAUGGCAGCUGUGCAGCGAGUGUUCAAGCGCAAGUACAGCAUGAACGAUGGCUCGCAAUGGAGAACGGACUUUGAGCACACCUUUUCCGACGGGCAGAUGUUCCCGAUCGGAAAUGUCACUGCGCGAGUGUUGCAUCUGAAUGGUGGAAAUCUGGCGUUUGUCAUCGGACAGCAUGUCUUCGCUGGAACUUCGAGAUUCGACCUCGAAGUGCGCAAUCGCCAUAACGCAUUGGUGGGCGACCUGAGCAAGUACAACGUCUAUACGGCGUACGACAGCCCACCAGCGAGGACCGCGAAACUGGUGCCGAUCCAGGAACCGAGUGAGAGAAGUCGAAAUCCGGUCAAGAAGCUGGUGAUCCGGUAUGCUGCGGAGCAUUGA
Zasmidium cellare ATCC 36951 is the source of this 750-nucleotide messenger RNA. RefSeq lists its product as uncharacterized. The record is from RefSeq and is a predicted model, not a curated record. The coding region runs from base 1 to 750 and encodes 249 amino acids. Lineage: Eukaryota; Fungi; Ascomycota; Dothideomycetes; Mycosphaerellales; Mycosphaerellaceae. The transcript has a single exon.